AUGGCGGCCCAAGCAAACCGCGACGCGCGCCUCGACCACCUCUCCCGCGUCCUCGCCUCCGACCAUCCGCCCCCGCCGGCGGCCGCGGUCCACGGGCACCUCAUCCGCGCGCACGCCGAGGCCCCUCCCCCGGUCAUCCGCUCUCUCCUCAACCACGCCAUCCGCCGCCUCUCGAAGCGACGCCCCCACGCCGCGCUCCGCCUGCUCCUCCUCAUGCCGCGCCUGCCGGUCUCCCCCGACCACUUCUCCCUCCCGUUCGCGCUCAACGCCGCCGCGUCCCUAGGCCUCUUCCGGUUCGGCGCGUCCCUGCACGCGCUCGCGUUCCGCCUCGCUCUCGUCCCCGCCCGCCUCCCCGUCGCCAACGCCCUCGUCGACCUCUACGCCAAGUGCGACGCCCUCCCCGCGGCGCACGCCGCGCUCGCCAGCAUCCCGGCGCCUGACGCCGUCUCCUUCAACUCUCUCCUCUGCGCGCAUGCCCGCCUCGCCUCUGUGCCCGCCGCGGAGUCCCUCUUCACCUCCAUGCCCUCCAGAACCCAGGUCUCCUGGAACGCCAUGGUGGUCGUCUACGUCAAUGCCGGUGACUUCGCUUCUGCUCGCCUCGUGUUCGAUGAAAUGCCUACCAGGGAUUCGUCGUCUUGGUCGGUGUUGAUUGUUGGAUACUGCAAGCGCGGGUCCAUGCAGAGUGCGCGAGAGCUGUUUGAUAAAAUGCCCGGGAAGAAUCUUGUGACGUGGACGGCGAUGAUAAACGGGUAUGCUCAGUGUGGGCGGCCCAAGGAGUCGAUUUCAUUGUUUAGGGAACUGGAGGCUGUUGGGAUUGAGCCAGAUGCAGCCACCAUGGUCGGAGUUAUCUCUUCUGCUUCGCAGAUAGGCAGCACGGCGUUAGCUGGGUGGGUUGGAAAUUACGUCGACAGGAAGAGGAUUGAAAGGAACGAGAAGGUGCUCACAGCACUGGUAGAUAUGCAUGCCAAAUGUGGGAAUGUUGAGCAGGCUCUCAAUUGUUUUAGGGAGAUUGAACAGCCUGAUGCAUACCCUUACACUGCACUAAUUAGUGGGCUGGCGACUCAUGGGCAUUCGACGCUGGCACUUCAAGUGUUUGAAAGGAUGCGAGCUCAGGCAGUCAGACCUGAUCCAAUCACUUUUGUGGGUGUGCUCACUGCGUGCAGCCAUGCAGGACUUGUUGACAUGGGGUUGGACUACUGGGAAGCAAUGGUGCAGGAUUAUGGGAUGGACCGUCGGGCAGAUCACUAUGCAUGUGUUGUUGAUAUGCUUGGUCGUGCAGGAAGGAUUGUGGAGGCUUUUGAUAUGGUUCAAACAAUGCCAAUGGGGCCCCAUCCAGGUGCUCUUGGUGCUCUGCUGAGUGCGUGCAAAACACACGACAAUGUCGAGAUUGCAGAAAUUGUUGCAAAUAAGCUUUUUGAGUUGGAACCUCGAAAUACUGGGAACUAUAUACUGUUGUCGAACAUAUAUGCUGGGAAAGAACAGUGGGAGGAGGCAGAAAGAAUUAGGUCGCUUAUGAGAACAAAAUUGCCCUUCAAACAGCCAGGGUCUACUUGGGUUGAGGAUCGACAGAGGGAGCGUGGCAAAAUUUCUUUGUGAGGAGCUGAAAAGCAACAUAAACAUCUAUCUUUGCUAGAACUCUUGUGCUACCCAGGCAUAACACGGGGCUAAUUGAACUGCCACAAAUGCAGCUUUGGAUCAGAAUGAAAUCAAGGUACCUUGACUUCUUCACGGCUCACUUUAUAUCUGGAACUCACCGUGUAAAUUAUUUUGAUUUGGUGGGUAUUCAUCGAGUUUCUUUCCAUAGUAAGUUUGUAAUCUCCAAUGGAACUGAUAGCAUUGCAAUUUAACCUCUUCAUUCUAGAUAAGUGUUUUGGUAAGAUAUUUAAAUUUAAGGUGGUAUAGUAGGGAAGGAAGUAACUAAAGCAAUUGAACCCCGCAUCUUAGUGCACAACUGCAAGGAUGCAGCUAGAGAUUUUUUUUAUAUAGUAUUUGUUUUGCAAAAACAUCCCCAAUAUGCGAAACCAGGUCAUUUGCAAAUUCGUGGAUUGGAAAGCAACAAUAUUCUCAUGAAGAUUGAAAUGGUUAUUUACAUUAUCCAGUCCUCUUGGAUGGGUGUAUAUAGUCAAGAACGACUGGUAAAUCAUCAUAAGCAGAAGAACUAUAACAACUGUUUUUCUCCAUGGUGGUUGUCCACUUCCACAAAA
This is a messenger RNA of Brachypodium distachyon (stiff brome), 2204 nucleotides long. Its product is annotated as pentatricopeptide repeat-containing protein At3g29230. The coding region runs from base 1 to 1596 and encodes 531 amino acids. NCBI's taxonomy places the organism in Eukaryota, Viridiplantae, Streptophyta, Magnoliopsida, Poales, Poaceae. Gene Ontology annotation, molecular function: protein binding; RNA binding. The transcript has a single exon. The record is from RefSeq and is a predicted model, not a curated record. Gene Ontology annotation, biological process: RNA modification.